AUGAAAUUUCCUCAAAACUGUCAACGAAGCACGCGACGCGCACGAAGACUUCGACGGGAAGCUCCGAUGCCGAACUAUACGCCGAGCGACUGCAGUAACUUUGCCAGAGCUUUAUACAUAUGGGCUGCGUACGCGUCGCGCGGCUCAUACACGAUAUACGUACAUCUUAUAGCUAUAUAUGCCAUAAGACCAGAUCUCAGCUGCGUUGGGCGACCCCACGCAAACGUCACUCUGACUGCUUACUAUCCCGACUUCAUGAGCGAAGAUGAAUCUGACUACUUAGAUUCAAGAGGGAAAAAGUUACGAACGCUGCAAGAAUUCUUGGACGGAAGAGCAUCGUUUGUUACGGUUGCGAUGGAUGAAGUGUUUCGAUUAAAAUAUGGCUCGGUAGUUUGUAUUCCAGAAUUAAAUGAGCAUUUCGGAAAAAUGAUUCCAUUACAAGUAAGAGAUCACGGGCCAAAUUUAAUAGGAAAGGGCUUCUCGAGAUUGGAUAUAUGCGUCAGAAGUGAAGCUGAUAGUUAUGAUACAGCAGUAAAUCGUAUGGUUACUCUGUAUACUACAGUAUAGGAAAUAAUAAUACAAUUCAUUUUAAAUAAAAACUUACAUUUAUUGCUUUAAAUGGUGGUGUUCCAUCAUGCACAUAUAACUUGUAAUUGACUAAUAGCCACAAGACAAUUGAUAAUUGAAA
Messenger RNA from Trichogramma pretiosum, 688 nucleotides. RefSeq lists its product as uncharacterized. The record is from RefSeq and is a predicted model, not a curated record. Bases 1 to 567 code for a protein of 188 amino acids. Lineage: Eukaryota; Metazoa; Arthropoda; Insecta; Hymenoptera; Trichogrammatidae. The transcript is spliced from 4 exons.